Epithele typhae is the source of this 1563-nucleotide messenger RNA. RefSeq names its product chaperonin-containing T-complex zeta subunit Cct6. Gene Ontology annotation, molecular function: ATP binding; ATP-dependent protein folding chaperone; ATP hydrolysis activity. Lineage: Eukaryota; Fungi; Basidiomycota; Agaricomycetes; Polyporales; Epitheliaceae. The record is from RefSeq and is a predicted model, not a curated record. The transcript has 11 exons. Bases 1 to 1563 code for a protein of 520 amino acids. Gene Ontology annotation, biological process: protein folding. Gene Ontology annotation, cellular component: chaperonin-containing T-complex.
AUGUCCUCAAGCAUAGAACUGAUCAACCCCAAGGCAGAGAGUGUCCGGCGAGCAGCCGCGCUCCAGGUCAACACGACCGGUGCGAUGGGCCUCGCAAAUGUUGUGAAGGGAAACCUCGGCCCAAGAGGCACUCUGAAGAUGCUCGUAGACGGUUCAGGUCAGAUCAAGAUGACCAAGGACGGCAAGGUCCUCCUCUCCGAGAUGCAGAUCCAAAAUCCGACCGCUGCCAUGAUUGCCCGCACCGCCGUCGCACAAGACGAUCAGGUCGGCGAUGGCACCACCUCCGUCGUCCUCCUCGUCGGCGAACUCCUCAAGCAGGCAGAUCGCUACAUCUCAGAGGGUGUGCAUCCUACCGUCAUCGCCGAGGGCUUUGACAUUGCGAAGAAGGAGGCUUUGUCGUUCCUAGACACCUUCCGCCGACCUGUGACCCUCGACCGCCCUACACUCAUCAACGUUGCCUACACCUCUCUCGCCACGAAGGUCAACUCUGCCCUUGCCAAAAAGCUCGCCGCCGAUGUGUCGAUGCUGUCCUCACCAUCCGCCCGCCCGCACCAUCCACCGGUCCAUGCCGCUGACCAGUUCCGCGAACCGAUCGACCUGCACAUGGUCGAGAUCAUGAAGAUGCAGCACCGCACCUCGUCCGAGACCCAGCUCAUCCGCGGGCUCGUCCUCGACCACGGCGCGCGGCAUCCGGACAUGCCCAAGCGCGUCGAGAACGCGUUCAUCCUCACGCUGAACGUCAGCCUCGAGUACGAGAAGACGGAGGUCAACUCCGGCUUCUUCUACUCGUCCGCGGAGCAGCGCGAGAAGCUUGUCGAGUCCGAGAGGCGCUUCACGGACGCGAAGUGCAAGAAGAUCGUCGAGCUCAAGAACCUCGUCUGCGACCAGGCCAAGGGCAUCGACCCGCUCUCGCUCGACAUCUUCGCCAAGAACGGCAUCUUCGCCCUCCGCCGCGCGAAGCGGCGGAACAUGGAGCGGCUGCAGCUCGUCUGCGGCGGCGUCGCGCAGAACUCGGUCGACGACCUCACGCCGGACGCCCUCGGCUGGGCUGGGCUCGACCCCAAGUCCGUCACCCUCCUCAUCAAGGGCCCCAACGCGCACACGAUCCAGCAGACCCAGGACGCGCUCCGCGACGGCCUCCGCGCGGUCAAGAACGCGGUCGAGGACGAGUGCCUGAUCCCCGGCGCGGGCGCGUUCGAGGUCGCGUGCGCCGCGCACCUGGCGGGCGCGGUGAAGAAGACGGCCAAGGGCCGCGCGAAGAUGGGCGUCGACGCGUUCGCGGAGGCGCUCCUCGUCAUCCCCAAGACGCUCGCGACGAACGGCGGGUUCGACGUGCAGGACGCCAUCGUCGCGCUGCAGGACGAACAGUCGGAAGGGAACGCGGUCGGCCUGGACCUCGACUCUGGCGAGCCGUUCGACCCGACCGUGCAGGGCGUGUGGGACAACUACAGGGUGAAGAGGCAGAUGCUCCACUCAUGCUCGGUCAUCGCCGUGAACCUGUUGUCGACAGACGAAAUCUUGCGGGCGGGGCGCAGCUCACUAAAACCGGACGGGCAACAGUAG